CGUCUCAGACUCGUUACGCGUUAACUACACAAUGCCUUUACCAUUCAACAAGAACUUAGAUUUAAAAUUACUGACAUUAGUUAAAGACAACCCGAUUAUUUACAACUCAAAACACGCGAAAUAUCUAGAUUUUGAUACGAGAGAAGUCGUCUGGCAGAAAAUAGGUGAUGCCUUGAACCGUCCGGCGCAAAUCUGCAAAACACGAUGGGUGAAUAUAAGAGACAUGAUGAGGCGGAAGAUCAGAGAUAGACUACGUAACCCAAACCACAGGAGUUACAACUACAAAUACGAAGAGGAACUUGCCUUUAUGCUGCCUUACUUCAGGGAAACCAACUUGAAUAGUUCAAACGAUGAAUACGCUGAUUUCUUUGAGGAUGCUAACAAUUGUAACGUAGAGGCUGACGUCUUCGACAAUGAUACUGAAGAAUUUCGUCAUGAAGCGAGAGAAAUCAAACCGAAUAUCAAUUUUAGGAAACGGCAAGAAGAUUCUGGAUCUUUAGGCAUUGGGAGUGACACAUUCCAAGAACUAAAUCCAGCAGAUCCGUUAGAUGUAUUCCUAAUAACGAUAGGUUCGACGCUCAGGAAGUUCAGCCCGUAUUACUUGAACCAGGCGAAGAGUAAGAUAUUCCAGGUGGUCCAGGACUAUGAGUUGCAGCAGAUCGUGAAUAAGGACGAUCAGCCGGGCAGUAGUGACGUUAAAAGAUAAUAAUGGAUGUUUGAAAGGACAAUUUUAUAAAAUAUUAUAUCUAUUUGGGAUAAAUGGAAAACAAUUUUCUAUCAUGUGUUUUAAAAAAGCGAGAAAUUAUUGCUUUUUAGACUUUCUAAUUCGGUAUUUUGGGUGAAAUAUUCAUUAAAAAUUUGUAUGUAACGUUUUUAAUCGUUAACUAAAAUAUCGAAAAAUAUACGUCCCAAGUCAGUUACGUAAAAAAAUUUUCUGUUUGGACUGUUGUUAAAGCUGUUUUGAUGAAUUGUAACUUGUUCAAAUAUAAAUCGCUUCGAUUCGAAUCGAAUUAUCUAUAUUUAGUUUAUUUAAUUCUUGCUGCACUUUUAUCUAUUGUGCCAUAUUUAACUAUGCUCGUAAUUUGCAAUCCGACUUUCAUUCAUCCAUUCAAUACUCACCCGUGAAAUGUUGACAAAUGUCUUAUGGUUUAUGCGUGUGUUCUAGAAAUGUCGCAUAUCACUUUCUGAUAUUACACGAGUCUACUAAUCCUAGUAAUAUAUGACAUACUAUAUAUGUAUAUACAUCGCACACAUUUUUUGAACGUAAAAUGUUCCGGUCCAAACGAACGUAAACCGGUUUUUACUGGUUACAUGUUGUUAAUAUGGCGGAUGGUUGUCUUAUUUUUUUUUGUUUGUUGUUGAUUUAGCUGCUAAGUGAA
Nymphalis io (European peacock) is the source of this 1379-nucleotide messenger RNA. RefSeq lists its product as uncharacterized. Gene Ontology annotation, biological process: regulation of transcription by RNA polymerase II. The record is from RefSeq and is a predicted model, not a curated record. Bases 32 to 706 code for a protein of 224 amino acids. NCBI's taxonomy places the organism in Eukaryota, Metazoa, Arthropoda, Insecta, Lepidoptera, Nymphalidae. The transcript is spliced from 2 exons. Gene Ontology annotation, cellular component: transcription regulator complex; nucleus.